Messenger RNA from Dipodomys ordii (Ord's kangaroo rat), 2338 nucleotides. It is a transcript of the gene Slc5a2, whose product is annotated as solute carrier family 5 (sodium/glucose cotransporter), member 2. Gene Ontology annotation, biological process: transmembrane transport; sodium ion transport. The coding region runs from base 31 to 2085 and encodes 684 amino acids. The transcript is spliced from 14 exons. Lineage: Eukaryota; Metazoa; Chordata; Mammalia; Rodentia; Heteromyidae. Gene Ontology annotation, molecular function: D-glucose:sodium symporter activity. Gene Ontology annotation, cellular component: plasma membrane. The record is from RefSeq and is a predicted model, not a curated record.
UGGUCCUUUGAGGGGCAGAUUGUGGGCAGAAUGGAAGACCGCACCAAGGCAGGCUCUGAAGCAGGGCUAGGGGACCAGAAAGCCCUCAUUGACAACCUUGCCGACAUCUUGGUCAUUGCCGCCUACUUCCUUCUGGUCAUUGGUGUUGGCUUGUGGUCUAUGUGCAGAACCAAUAGAGAUACUGUUGGUGGCUACUUCCUGGCAGGACGAAGCAUGGUGUGGUGGCCGGUUGGAGCAUCUCUCUUCGCCAGCAACAUUGGCAGUGGCCACUUUGUGGGCCUGGCAGGGACUGGUGCAGCAAAUGGCUUGGCGGUGGCUGGAUUUGAGUGGAAUGCGCUGUUUGUAGUGCUGCUGCUCGGCUGGCUCUUUGUGCCUGUGUACCUGACCGCAGGGGUCAUCACCAUGCCGCAGUACCUGCGCAAGCGCUUUGGAGGCCAUCGCAUCCGCCUCUACCUGUCUGUGCUCUCCCUCUUUCUGUACAUCUUCACCAAGAUCUCGGUGGACAUGUUCUCGGGGGCAGUAUUCAUUCAGCAGGCCCUGGGUUGGAACAUCUAUGCUUCUGUCAUUGCGCUCCUGGGCAUCACCAUGAUUUACACUGUGACAGGGGGGCUGGCGGCGCUGAUGUACACUGACACCGUGCAGACCUUCGUCAUUCUUGCGGGGGCCUUCAUCCUCACCGGUUAUGCUUUCCACGAGGUGGGCGGGUACUCUGGGCUCUUCGACAAAUACCUGGGAGCAGUGACUUCACUCACCGUGUCCGAGGAUCCGGUUGUGGGCAACAUCUCCAGCUCCUGCUAUCGGCCAAGGCCUGACUCAUACCACCUGCUUCGGGACCCUGUGACAGGGGAUCUGCCGUGGCCCGCACUGCUCCUGGGGCUCACCAUUGUCUCGGGCUGGUAUUGGUGUAGUGACCAGGUCAUCGUGCAACGCUGCCUGGCUGGAAAGAACCUGACGCACAUCAAGGCAGGUUGCAUCUUGUGCGGCUACCUGAAGCUCACACCCAUGUUCCUCAUGGUCAUGCCUGGGAUGAUCAGCCGCAUCCUUUACCCAGAUGAAGUGGCAUGCGUGGUGCCUGAGGUGUGUAAGCAGGUGUGUGGCACGGAGGUGGGCUGCUCCAACAUCGCCUACCCGAGGCUCGUGGUGAAGCUCAUGCCGAAUGGUCUGCGUGGACUCAUGCUGGCUGUCAUGCUGGCGGCGCUCAUGUCCUCACUGGCCUCCAUCUUUAAUAGCAGCAGCACGCUUUUCACCAUGGACAUCUACACGCGCCUGCGGCCUCGUGCGAGCGAUGCGGAGCUGCUGGUAGUUGGCAGGCUCUGGGUGGUGUUCAUCGUAGCAGUGUCAGUGGCCUGGCUCCCAGUUGUUCAGGCUGCCCAGGGCGGCCAGCUGUUUGAUUACAUCCAAUCGGUCUCCAGCUACUUGGCACCGCCCGUGUCAGCUGUGUUUGUGCUUGCGCUCUUUGUGCCCCGAGUUAAUGAAAAGGGUGCCUUCUGGGGACUAAUUGGGGGCCUGGUGAUGGGCCUAGCUCGCCUCAUUCCCGAGUUCUCCUUCGGUUCGGGUAGCUGUGUGAAGCCCUCAGCGUGCCCUGCACUCCUCUGCCGGGUCCACUACCUCUACUUUGCCAUCAUCCUCUUCAUCUGCUCUGGCCUCCUCAUCCUCAUCAUCUCCUUGUGUACUGCACCCAUCCCACAAAAGCACCUCCACCGCCUGGUUUUCAGUCUCCGGCACAGCAAGGAGGAGCGGGAGGACCUGGAUGCUGAUGAGCCCCAAGGCCCAGCUUCUCCUCCUGUACAGAACGGAUGCCCAGAGCAUGCCGUGGAGAUGGAGGGUAAGACUAACUGCUGGCCUUGGUUUCUCUCAGAGCCGCAGUUGCCAGCCCCAGGCCCCUUCCGCCGGUGCCUGCUCUGGUUCUGUGGCAUGAGCAAGGGUGGGGCAGGGGGCCCUCCACCCCCGACGGAGGAGGAGGUGGCGGCAGCAGCCAGGCGGCUGGAGGACAUCAGUGAGGACCCUAGAUGGGCUCGUGUGGUCAACCUCAACGCCCUGCUCAUGAUGACAGUGGCCGUGUUCCUCUGGGGAUUUUAUGCAUGAGUUCAAAUGUGUUGGACACCAUGAACCACACAAGCAGGGCAUUAAAAAGGCUGUGCCUUGUAAAAUGUGGGGAUGUGAGGCAGCUGGCAGUGGUUCCCAGAAAAGGGGAAGGGGCAGAGGAAGGGUGGGAAGGCCCCAGGUUCCCUUCUGUCUGCCUGGGGUCCAAUCCAGCUCAUUGGCAGUCACUUCUCAUGAGGUGAGUGGCCAACUGGCCACAGUAAUGUGCAUGAGCAAAAAUAAAGUUGUCUUUCCU